GUUGCCUGAGCCCCCUCCCACCCCCACGAGAGUGGGGUUUUUUUUCUCCUCCUUGACUUAGCAAGCGAUGGUGCCCCACAGCGGACACAAAGAGCCCUCACACAAGCACCUGACCUCCCCUGGAAACACGACCUCUGCUCUAACUUUGGGGCUGUCAUCAUCGUGCCAUUAACAGCCACUCGCGGUCAUGUGCACAGCACACCGCAUUUAUUACACACGCCAAGCAGUGUUAUUUUAAAAUGUUUUCUCAGUUAAUGCCAAUUCUUAGUUUCUUAAUGGCGCACACUCAUAAAUUCACUGAGCCAAACGCACCCUGCGUGCUAGGUACAGGGUUAAGUGAUGAAGCGCGGACGAUUGGAGUUUACGCACGCCGGAGUGUUUGACGUGCAAUCCUUCUCUGUAACCGCCUCUCGGAUUGCGGAAGUUUCCCAGCUCGCCGUGCCGUGGGACAUUUGGGCCGAAAGCCACGCAAGCCCGUGCCGCCAGGCAACCGUCUCCCUGGCACUGUGGGCAGAAACAAAUCCGUGCCCGUGUUUCAACGCACGGGCAUAACAACAAGAAAUAGAAUCUGUGAAAACACAUCAACGCCGCUCCGUCGCCUUCGUCCUUGAUGGGACAUUUACCAGGGGAAUUAUCUAUGCCGGUUUUCCUACAGUGCACACCGGUGUUGUAAUGUUAUUUAAAUAGCACUGCCUUGUGAUUACCAUGACUCGGCAAAAAAAACGUAAACGGUUUACUAUUUAAAGCACACGUCAUUGUUAUCCGAUUCAUUACGAAUGUAGAAUUCACUGGAUAUUCCAAAAUUCCUUAAAUCAGCAGCACUCCUGCAGCUGCUACUGUCCAUUGGUCACCAUCAUCACCACCACCACCACAAGCUAUUCCACUUUGAGGAGAUGACAAGACAAACGUAAUGCUUCUACACUGUGUUCUUUACACUCCCUGAAGUAAGGCGAAAUCUUUUUGUUCUACAGAAUUGACAACACAUCGAUUGCACUACUUGAAUUUGCACAGAAAUGCAAUGGUUAUGAAUCGGAGUUAACUCAAAUGCGCGGAUUGUAAUUUUUUUCCAUGGCUAACGGACCAAAUAACUACUCGUAAGUGGGUGUUGUCCAACGUAUUUGUGUGUUUAAGGUGCAGACAUUCGCUGCACUUUGAAAGUGAAAGAGAUGGACAGGGUGGAGCUGAGGUCAGCGCAGGAUGGACAUCACGAGAAGCCACCAGCAUGGAGGGCAGGGCUUGAGCAGGAAUCUAGGGGAUCCGCCAGACCUGUGGCUGGGGCCAUGCAGACGUCCCCCACGAACACCUCCAUCUCCAUCAGGGUUACGAUGAGAGACCCGUGCAGCUCCAGCCUGAAGGAAGCAGAGCUCGGCUGCACGUCGGACGGGGUUGACGCUGGGAAAAUGGACUUGGCACCGACACUACGGGCCCUGGAUGGUCAUUGCAGGAAGGCGCACAGCAGGCAAAGCGGAAACAAUGUCGCCUGGGAGCUGGGCAACCACAAGCAUCAAACAAAUGUGUGUCUGCCACCUAUUCGCAGCGCAUCACUGCCAUUGCCUCCCCCGCUCUCCCGAUCGCCGGCGGAGGGUAGCAGAUCCCUUCCCACGCUGGGGCUCUCCGAUCCCCACCCAAGGAGUCGGGCGCAGCUGCCCAAUGUGCCAGUGUGGCUCAGGCCUCCUUCCAUGCCGAAAAAAUGCUUCUCACCCCUUCCCGAAAUCCAUUCCAAAACUUACGCUGAAGCUAAUUCAUCCGCGGUUGGCAUUCGGCGAUUUUGCGACACACCUGAGGACUGUGUUACUAACAAGGAGAGCGCCGAUUUUGUGUCGCCAAGGAAGAGCCACUUUCAGGGUGACGAAGUCAACGUCAGACGUUACAGAACAUUCCCGUCUUUUUCUCAGACGCAUCAACCUCGUUUGUGGUCAUUCGUGCCGGGCCGUGUCCAGCACAUGAGGCCCACUGUCACACAAGCAUUACUGCCAGGGAGAGACUUUGGUGUUCGUGCUACAGCACACGGAAAGAACCACCCGAAGGAUUUCGAAUCUCACCAUGACGACGAAGGGACAAAGACGACUCCUAAACACGCCAAUGUUGAACACCGUGUGAGUGAUUACAACGGGUCUAAAAUUCUUGCGAAUGAUGCGAAAAACCACGGUCCGCAAUUGAAUCAAGAUAUGACGAAAACAUGCUUAAAUAGCAGCGUGGUGAACGAGUUAGUGCCGAUUGUACAGGCACUCCACAGCUCAAGUAAAGCCAUAACUCCAGCAACAAAACACGAAGACGCAGAGACAUUGUCAGAACCACGCGAUCAUUGCUCAGGGGAAAAUGUUCAACGUCGUAAACCUAAUGGUUGUCUUAAGAAUGACUCCGUAACUGUGGAAGAUAAGAGUGAAGUGUGUGAAAGCCAUCAAACCCUGUGUUCGCGAAAAGAAGAGGUGGACACUGAACCUGUGAAAACGGAGUUAAAUGCAGUGGUCCUACUGGGAGUGAACUCGGCUGUGUCUGCAGGGAUAAAAGUGGUUGAUGUCAAGAAGAGGACUUACUUGUCAUCGCACACUGACGAUGUGAAAGCCACUGCAGUGAACAGAAGUGUGUCAGUGAGGAACAGAUCCCAGUGUCAGCCUGCAGCCAUUUCCCCUGACCUCAUAGAAAACACAGUGGACAAAAAUAAGCCUUUGAGUUACACGGUUGCUUUUUCCGGUCAUCUGUUAGCAACUACAGAACGGGCAGUGCCAAAGGAACAAUUAUUCGUCGGCAAAAAUAAGUCAAAAGAAGCGACUCCGAUCAUGACGACGCACGUGCCCACUCCACCGCUGCGGUGCAGCUGCCAGCAUUUCUGCCACCCUACAGAAGCGUCAGAGACAAGGCAGGAGAGAGGAGCUGGUGUCACCAGUGGAGGGAAUGGCAGAGACAGUCUCGUUAAUGCGGAAAUUGAAGAUGGAGCCAAGGUGUCCCAGAAGCCAGAGUCACGUGCAGAAGUGGUAGGGAGUGAAGCGAGGCCAGGUAAGCAGGGUGGACCAAACGGAGAGGCAAUUUAUCCGCUCAUAAGAGUGUGGAAGACAGAGAUUGAAGAGUCUUUGGUGAAAAAUGCGGUCGAUGUAAAUACUUCCUCAACGAAAAAUGCUCUGAGAAAGGGGCUCAGAAAGACGAGUAGGGCAAUUUCCUCGGGCGUGACAGCUGAAAAAUCUCAUAAAAAAUAUACAGUCAAGCAUCUUAGAACGCCAAUAAAAUCUCCAUGCCCAUCAUCACCUCAACACGGACGCAUCAGCCCCAACAUACUCGGCAUUCCAAGGGAAGGAAUGUCCCAGGGCACGCAGGUGACCAAAGCUCGUUCUGCAAAGAAGCAUCUUGCUCGACACUCUGCACUGAAAUUAAAGCUGCACGACGACAACACGCGGGCAGCCUUGAACUCAUGGAAACCCCACAUUUUCUUGGAGAAACUUGGCCCGCCCUCCAUGUCUGCCGUCGACUUUGCGAAGCUGAAUUACGACGACCUGUUCUCCGAGUCUGCUCGCAAAGAUGUGCAGACUCCAGCCAUUUGGCAAAUGUUCACAGGCGCCGUGUACGUUGCACGGCGGCAGACGAAGCCUUUGCAAGGUCCUGUUCGGCACCCCCGCUCUGUGUCUGCCGGACAACCCAAGUCACCGGCUAACGCUCGCCCACGUGGCCGAAAUGUUAAGUUGCACAGCAAUGAGGGCCGUGCCAAGAAGCUCAAGCCCAAGUUGGGCUUUCCUUCCAGACAAAAGGGGAGCCCAGCGCGAGCCGAGCAGAACCACGCGAGAUCUAAAAGUGUUGACACCAAUGGGGAGAAUAGAAAAUUAGGCGACGAGGGGAGAGAGGACUCGCGAGAAAAAUUACCCGUUGAGCAGGAGCCGCCUGCACGGGACAAACCACAGCCGCUUGGCACUCUCAAGGAGGACACUUUUGAAAAUUGCAGAAAUGAUUUCACUGCACUCGCCUUACAGACGUUCAAGAGGGAACCGUUAAUUGAAAAGCCAGAUUGGCACACAUCAGGUUCGCAAGGUGUUUCGGGGGCAGCGAGCCUCAGCGAUGAUGCUACACAGGAUCAGACGAUCACUUGGAUCAAGGGAAACCGGCUGGGCAAGGGGGCCUUUGGCACUGUGUUCCUCGGGCUGACAAACCAGGGCAAGCUGAUUGCCGUGAAGGAGCUGGAGCUCAGAGACGCCCAAAGCGCGAACGGCAACCAAGGUGGACAAAAGCAGAGCGAGCUGCAGAAGCUGCAGGAUGAGGUGGAGCUACUCACCACCCUGCAUCACCCCAAUGUGGUCGAGUACCUGGGCACGGAGAUGGAGGGAAACCGCUUCAGCAUUUUCAUGGAGUUUGUGCCAGGCGGAACGGUGGCGGAGACGGUCCGGGGGUUUGGGCCCCUCGGCGAAUCCGUGUGCCGUAGCUACAUCGCGCAAAUGACCCGCGGGCUCGCCUACCUGCACGGCCACGGCGUGAUGCACGGCGACGUCAAGGGGAGCAAUGCGGUGAUCACGCCCGCCGGUGUCGUUAAGCUCAUAGACUUUGGCUGCGCUCAACGGGUGGCACUGGCACUCAGCUGCCACGAAAACGGGGGCCUGCACUCUGUGCACGGCACUGCCUAUUGGAUGGCUCCAGAGGUGAUCAACGGCACAGGCUACGCACGCAGGGCCGACGUCUGGAGCCUGGGCUGCACGCUGCACGAGAUGGCUGUGGGUCGGCCACCCUUUGCCGACAUGGCUCCCAUGGCUGCUUUACUCCACAUUGGCAUAAGGAAUGGGAUUAUGCCUGGUCUGCCUCAAGCUUUUUCCAAGGAGGCACAAGAAUUUGUGGAGCAAUGCUUCAUCAGGGACAAGCUGAAGAGGCCAUCCUCCCAGGAGCUUUUGAGUCACCCCUUCAUCUGUGAGGAGCCGUGUGCACGGUGAAACAAUUGAACGUCAAUGUAUCUUCGUGUCGCCUGUGCUCUUCACGCAGAGCAUCAUUUAAGACAACAGCGUAGUCGUCGGCAUAAACUCAACUGCACUGUUUAAACACAAUGCACCGGAAACAUCCAAGUGUCAUUAUGAAGAGGACCGCUUUUGAACAGAACAAACAUUGCAAUGGACAAUGCAAAAUUGUUUAUUUUCUUUAUCACGUGCAGCAAAAAAGCAGUUUUUAUGCAGUUUUCAACUAUACAUGCCUCCGUGAAUGAUUAAAAUGUCAAGGUUUGUUUGUGGUUGUAAAGAGUUCAGGCCAUUUGAGACCUUACUUCUUAGCACUUGACAAGUGGAUCUUACAUCUAGUUUUGCAGCGGUCUGAUGCACAUUUUAUACAGCGAUUUCAUCUGAAUUGUCAGGAACCCAACAUUAAAAUGGUUCAUACACAAUGCCUUCUGAGGCAUCAAGCAUUUUAAAUUGAACAUACAUGUAAUGUACAGCCAUGUUAUGCAUAUCAUUAUUUGUACUUUAUUUAAGGUGGAACUAAGUAAUAUCUGAAAAUGUAUUAUGAUACAUGCACUGCAAGUACUCUCAAUUGAAUAAAAUAGCAUUUUAAAACA
This is a messenger RNA of Petromyzon marinus (sea lamprey), 5515 nucleotides long. The record is from RefSeq and is a predicted model, not a curated record. NCBI's taxonomy places the organism in Eukaryota, Metazoa, Chordata, Hyperoartia, Petromyzontiformes, Petromyzontidae.